Molecule: messenger RNA, 4174 nt
Organism: Sciurus carolinensis (gray squirrel)
Lineage: Eukaryota; Metazoa; Chordata; Mammalia; Rodentia; Sciuridae
Gene: Fam167a
Product: family with sequence similarity 167 member A
Exons: 6
Coding region: 1052-1675 (207 amino acids)
Source: RefSeq, a predicted model, not a curated record
UCGGGGGGCUCUAGGACCCGGCCGCCGCGCUCGAACCGGCGGGCCCGGGGCGGCCGAGCGGGCAGGGGCUUGAAUGGGAGGCCGGGGCGUCGCGGCGGGAGGCUCGCGCCGCCGUCGCCAGGCAACCGCCCUGACGCAACGCACCAAAGCCUGCCUUCCAAAAGAAUAGUGCCGGGCGUUCUCGGGCGCACGGGCGCAGCGAGGCGGGCGCGCAGAGCGCCGGGGACCUGGCCACGGCGCCACGGGCCUCCGGGCGCCCGCAGAUGCCCACCUCCCUGCACACUCUCCUGUCCUCGUCCUCUCCAUUACAUGCAUGGAUUGCCACUAAAUGACCAGUCCCCACUUCCAUAUCUACCAGCUUGGCUUCCCUCCAAGAGGACUGAAAUAAAUUAAGGCCGUGCCUAUUUGCUGAGAAAAAAGAUCCACGGUGCCCCAGGCCCAUGAGGAGGAAAACCACUUGUCAGGCCACUCACGCGCUGGGGCGGAUGCCUCUUCCCUGUCCCUGCUUUCGCAAGUGCUGUGCCCUGGGGACACCACGACAGGUGUGCAAAUGGAAGCUCUGAAUUCUGUGCAGAGGUGCAGCCGUUAGCACAGGACCCUGCAAACCAAGCUUCCCUGAGCAAAGAUCUCCAGGAGCACACGGGGCCCUCGCUGCCUGCCUUUCCCGGGAGGGCUUCUGGCCCGUCUCUGUUCUGCGCACACCUCCGGGUCGGAUAGAUCUCCUUGGCAGAGGCUGCCUCUCAAGGAUCCUGCCAGUGCGUGUCUGUUCCUGCCCUCUGUGGAGCAUGGCACCCACAGGCCUCCCGGAGGAAUCGUGCCCUCAAACCCUGCAGCUGCUGUGAGAGGAUCCCCCGGACUCGCCCCGCAGUCCCUCUCAGCUCCAGGGGCUGCCCAGCCUCUGAGACCUGCUGCCAUCCCUGCCAUGCCCUCUGGAGCCACGGCCCCAGCUGGAUGAGGCCCUUCCAGAGCAGGACCCCACCUCGUCGCCCAGCAAGCCUCCCACACGGCCCACCACCACCUCCCAGGUCUGGCUGCCAGGGCAGACUACAGAAUGUCUGUGCCUGAGAUCCAAGUGGAAGAAGUGGGUGAGGAAGAAGGGCCGGCAGGGGCCGCCGCGCCUCCUGAUGACCACCUCCGGAGCCUGAAGGCCCUCACCGAGAAGCUGAGGCUGGAGACCCGCAGGCCCUCCUACCUGGAAUGGCAGGCCAGGCUGGAGGAGCAGACAUGGCCCUUCCAGAGGCUGGCCACGGAGGAGAGCGUGGAGCAGGGAGGGGAGCCCCUGCUGCCCCCGAGGGAGCCCAGAGAGCAUCCCCCGCCUGCCGGGAGCACCAGCCAGGGCGACGGUUCCCCUGGCAAGCUGGAAGGCUUCCAGAGUAUCGAUGAGGCUAUAACCUGGCUCAGGAAGGAACUGGCGGAAAUGCGGCUGCAGGACCAGCAGCUGGCCAGGCAGCUCAUGCGCCUGCGGGGCGACAUCAACAAGCUGAAGAUCGAGCAGACCUGCCGCCUGCACAGGAGGAUGCUCAACGAUGCCACCUACGAGCUGGAGGAGCGGGACGAGCUGUCAGACCUCUUCUGUGACUCCCCACUGGCCUCCUCCUUCAGCCUCUCCACGCCGCUCAAGCUGAUUGGGGUCACCAAGAUGAACAUCAACUCCCGGAGGUUCUCGCUCUGCUGAGAGGCCCUGGGAGGGGCAGAGGGCCAGAGCCCACGGGGAGGGAGGGCAGUUACCCGGUGGGGUCUCCUGGGCAGGCCCCCAGGACUGGUGGAGCGUGCUCUCAGGAGCCCCAGCUGCGGACCCCAGUGUCUCCGUGACCCACUCUUGUUCAGCACCCAGAGUGCAGAAGCUCGGUGGGCAGGGUCCCAUGUGCUCCACCUCAGUCCCCCUCUCCACAGCCCACAUUGCUGCGUCCUGGAUAGCUGGUGCUAUGAACUGGGACCCCCAAGGGAGCCCCUCAAGUCUGCUGUUCUUGCAGAAGGCUCUCCCCCGGGGUCAAUUAGAGGCAUCAGACGCACCCAUCUCUCCCUGUUGCCACCCUCCAAGUCCUGGCUCAAAUUCACCCUUGGUAGGUGACCUAGCAGCCUUGACAGGGACCCACCAGGGAAGGAAAACCAGGACGAAGAGCAGAGUGGCACUGGAACGCAGGCUCCCUGGGGAAGCCAGCGCCUGGUGGCACCACGCAGGCUGCUCUCCGUCUUGGGCCUGGGCACUGCCAGGUCAGGUAAAUUGUUGGCGAGUGUGCCGGGACUGUGCUGGGUGGGUGCUUGUGUAGCUGGGCUGGGGUCCUCUUGCCUUCCCUGGCCACACGCAUCACCGACAGCCAGGGGAGUACCCAGGAGGUCGCUGGUGACUGGGCCAGGCCGGUCGGGCACAAAGCACCCAUAACUGAAUUCCCCAGAGGGUAUGCAACAGGGGCCUCCGGGAGCCCAGAAGUCCCCCGAGCCUCCUCUGAGACAGUGCCUGACCUCAAGCUGAUUGUAAUUGACUAAGACUGUCAAACUAAUGUUUUGCUAACGCGUUAACUGUUUGGUUCUCGUCCAAACUGGAAGCCAACUGAGCAGGCCAAGCACAGAGCGUGGGCCUGGCUUUAAGAGUUUCCCGCACACAGCAAGUGUGAAGGUGGGCCAGGUGGAGUGCGUUGGUGAAGUCACCAACCACAUGCCUCAGGGUGUGGCCUGAGGGCAGAAGCUUCGUAGAGGUUUGAUGGCAUCUAGCAGAGUCCUCUCACGAAUAAGGGAGCAAAGCGAAGCUGGGGCAGAAUGACCGCCCUUGGGUCAGUCACACGGCUGUCCGUUGGCCGUAGACUAUGCAGGUGAAUCUGCGUCCGGGCCAGCCAACUUGAACCCCAGAGACAGCUGGUGCUGUGCCAAACCCAUAAACCGCCAACCCCCUGCACUGCCCCACCUAGUCCUCUACCCUAUCCUCCUACUUCUCAAUCCAGAGUAUUUGAGUGGGAGGCAGAGCAGUGCCCGGAUGGUGGCCUCUGGGGUGCACGUCAGUGGUCACCAUCCUGAAGUCAAGCACACUGACUCUCCAUGUUCUGUGUUUCUUCUUCUGUGGAAUCUCUGCAGGCCAUGCUCACACCCCGAUGGCUUCCCAGGAGGGGCCAUGUUUUGGGGAGACUGGGAGUGGAAAGAUGCAAAUGAGUGGCCCCAGGUAGCCAGAAGAGAAUGUGGUCUCUUCCUGUGACUUCAGGAGACUGAGGGUUCACCCUGCCUGCAAAGCAGGUAGAGCAGCACAGCCAGGCUUUGUUAUUAGCCCCACAUACCAGAGGAUUCGUCCCGAGGUCUCUCCACAGAGGCCACACAGCUUGACCAGACCCUGAGAGGACUUUCUCUUCCACCACCUCCUUCCAUGCCAGUCCUGCAGGCCAGGGGUCCUCCACUGGCCAACACCCACCCACCCACCCUGCAGAGAACACGCAGGAAAACCCAGCCCACGUUCAGAAAAAAAAUGCCAAACUGGUUCUCUUUUUAGAAAUCAGUCAUUGUAGUAACUGAAAAAAAUUGUAGUGAAGGAAAGAAGAGUGACAGAGAUGAAGUGAUCAGUGCCAUGGGCUGUGUCCGGCUGAACAGUCUGUCGCCAUGGGCCCAGCGGGUUCCUCCUACUUUUGUUCUCUGGGAGAAAAUUAAGACCCAGACAAAAGUGGUGGGAUAGGUUAGACGUCUCAGCGACUGUGUGGCUCAUCCCAGGAGAAUUUUAUUCUGGGUUAAGGAGGAGAGGUGGGGAGGUCUGAGAAGUGGAGGGAAGGACCAUUGUGUUGCCCCGUGCUGUCCUGCGUCUGCGACUAGCCGAUUCCUUCAGCUUUGUGAAGUCCCUGCUGUGUGGGGUCGGAUGUCCACGACCAGCAGCCACACGGGUCCCACCUCCAUCCCUGACUGUCUAGCUCACCACGUGUAUACAGUGCUAUUUGCAGUUUCACCCAUGAGCCAUCUCUGUCCCCCCAGGAUGUAAAAUGCCAAGUCUCCACUGUGCUGUCACGUGUGGUCCUGUCCGCUGCCUUUGUAGGCUCAGUAGCCAUCACAAAGGCCUAGAGGGCCUGGGCAGGCUUGACCUACCCCUGUAGCAAUACCAAGUGCUAUUACAUAAUCAAUGGACAAUUUUAUUUUUUAUGAUUGUUUCUAUAUUGCUGUUAGAAAAAGUGAAAUAAAAAAUUUCAAAAGAAAAUAUCCAUAU